GAAGAAACAGUGAGUUGUGGGCGUUUAGAAUUAGAACCCGACAGGGCGGAGAUAGCAGAGCCAUGGAAGCGCACACGAAGAAGGAGCUGAUGGUGGCGCUGGGGUUUGUUAUCUUCACAGUCUUGAUUUCCGGCGUCGGAGCCUGGACCGGUGAAAUCCACGGCAGAGUUGUUUGCGAUGUCUGUGGCGACUCAGCCGUCGGACCCGAAGAUCAUGUUCUAGAAGGUGCUGAGGUAGCUGCACUAUGCAUUACGAAAUCAGGUGAAGUUCUAAAUUACCAGGCGUUCACGAAUGAUAAGGGGGUAUAUACAGUGGCGGAGACGAUGCCCGAGAGUGACAGGUGGGAUGCAUGCCUGGCACGACCUAUCAGCAGCUUCCAUGAGCACUGCACCCAUCUUGGGGGUGGUAGCUCAGGCGUAAAGUUCACUUAUAAUCACCCAUCUGGCUAUUCUCACACCGUUAGAACUUUCGUCUAUCGACCAGCAAGCGUACCAGCAUACUGCAUUUGAGAACUCUAGAUCGACGUACAUCUUUAUUCCGCGGUUGCAGUACGAGCUUUGCUUCAACUGAAAGGAAGAGGAAAAGAGAUUAUGUAGUCGUCGUAGAAUGUGUUUAUUACAGGGCAUGUAGUUUCUGCUAAACAUCGUUCUUGUUAGUAUAAAAUCCCAGUCCUUGAUUGGAAUA
Messenger RNA from Pyrus x bretschneideri (Chinese white pear), 684 nucleotides. RefSeq lists its product as uncharacterized. The transcript has 2 exons. NCBI's taxonomy places the organism in Eukaryota, Viridiplantae, Streptophyta, Magnoliopsida, Rosales, Rosaceae. The coding region runs from base 63 to 509 and encodes 148 amino acids. The record is from RefSeq and is a predicted model, not a curated record.